Messenger RNA from Oryza sativa Japonica Group (Japanese rice), 989 nucleotides. NCBI's taxonomy places the organism in Eukaryota, Viridiplantae, Streptophyta, Magnoliopsida, Poales, Poaceae. The record is from RefSeq and is a predicted model, not a curated record.
CCCCACCACCCCCCACACCCCCCUCUCCUCUCCCCACUCCAAAUCUCCCUCCUCCUCUUCGUCUUCUUCCUUCCCCCUUGGGCACUUGGCCUAGCUACUAGUACUACUUCCCCCAUGCCCCUCCACUCCUAUGAUCCUUCCUCCUCCCCACCCUCCCUGGUUUCUUGAUCCAUCCUUUCUCAUCCAGAUUUGAGCCCCCGCCUUCUCCGUCCCCCCCGGAUUCCUCGCUUUCUGCCCAGAAAUUUGCUGGCGUUGGGGGGGCUCGGAGAUGUCCGGCGGCGUGCAGGAGCAGUUUGAGAUCAAGUUCCGGCUGCCGGACGGCACCGACAUCGGGCCCAAGAGGUACCCGGCGGCCUCCACCGUCGCCACGCUCAAGGAAUCCAUCGUUGCUCAAUGGCCUAAAGCAGAUAAGGAAAAGGGCCCAAGGACUGUAAAUGACCUCAAGCUUAUUAAUGCUGGGAAGAUAUUGGAGAACAACAAAACCCUUUCAGAAUGCAAAAGCCCAAUUUGUGACUUCUCUGGAUUGACAACAAUGCAUGUCGUAGUUCGUGCUCCUACUUCAGACAAACAGUCCAAUAAAAUAGUUGCCAAGAAGCCAAAGGAUUUCAGGUGUGGUUGUUCCAUCAUGUGACAGCUUUGUGAAUAGUAGCAGUACAGCGAGGAAGUGUCAGCUAUUGAACUCCUCCCCUUUUUUGGCUCUUGCUAGAGUGUUGUAUGAUGCCUGAGGCGCUUUCUCCUUUCAUUUUUCUUUCACUGUAUUAUGGGUGGCUCAUUGCCCAAAAUCCUGAGUUGCAUCGAGUACAUGACUUGAAGUUAUUGGUCUAAAAUCUAAAUUCGUUCCAUCUCAUCCAACUCUUGCAUUCUAGAGUCUCUUAUAUGUUUGACCCUUUGCUCAAUUGUGUUUGGUGCAAGCCUGUUAGUGCUUCAGAUGAACUUUCUGAAACAGGGCAUCAUCGAUAAAGACAGAACUCAGUCAGUUGUGAUUUCCA